CUCCUGGUACCGCUAAACAACGCCCGUCAACAAAAAAGGAUACCGUUACCACAACAAAUGUUUCUCCUGAGGACCUCGAAGGCCGACAAAGGAUCCAAGUACUUUAUGGUAGUAACACAGGAACCUCGGAAGCAUUUGCUCAACGUAUUGCUUCUGCCGCCUCCAGCAAAGGAUUCAAUGCAAGCAUCGCAACUCUUGAUGCGGCUACAGGACACUUGCCCAUUGGUGAACCUGUGGUUAUCAUCACUGCUUCCUUUGAAGGCCAGCCUGCCGACAACGCUGGACGUUUCGUCGAGCAGCUGAACGGACUCAACGACAAAGAACUCGAAGGGGUGUCGUAUGCCGUGUUUGGAUGUGGUAACCGCGAUUGGGCUUUGACAUAUCAGCGAGUUCCACGCUUGAUUGAUGAGUUGAUGGAGCAACGUGGAGGAAAGAAAAUCAUGGAGCGUGGCGAAGGAGAUGCUUCUGGUGCAGAAUUCUUUGACUCAUUCGACGCUUGGGAAGAACAAUUGUGGAAGGUAUUGGGAGAGAUAUAUGAUAUCAAGCCAUCUGAAGAACUGCCUCAAGCUCAUGGACUCGAUGUCAAAAUUGCUGACCCAGGCACUCAGCGCGCC
Messenger RNA from Acaulospora colombiana, 614 nucleotides. Lineage: Eukaryota; Fungi; Glomeromycota; Glomeromycetes; Diversisporales; Acaulosporaceae. The record is from the annotation of a GenBank genome assembly.